Molecule: messenger RNA, 1570 nt
Organism: Uranotaenia lowii
Lineage: Eukaryota; Metazoa; Arthropoda; Insecta; Diptera; Culicidae
Exons: 2
Coding region: 977-1468 (163 amino acids)
Source: RefSeq, a predicted model, not a curated record
UUUGUAGUCGUUUUAACAAUUAAGCUGUGAUUGUAGCCUGUUACAUAAAAAAGACAUUUAAGUUUCACGAUUCAUACAUGUAACAUUUUCAAAGUUCGGUACGUACUACUUUUUUAGUGUUUUAAUAAACGUUCAUAUUUGUAGUUUUAGCCACUUUUAACUAUUUGUUUGUAACGUCCUUUUUUAACUUGUAGACGUAUCUCCGUUUUUAACCCUGUAAUUUUAGUAAAAUAUUUAGAAUUUGUUGCACCACUUUACACAAAAUUCGUACUUUUUACGUUAAGAACACGACGCGCACUUCUUUGCCCUAAGGCGUUCACGGACAGAAAGACUCUGCACUUGCUAGGCCGAAUCUUCACCACCUCGAAUUACAUAAAGUUCAUCCGACCGUCACACCAAUAUAUAAGCACGUCAUCAAACGGAACUGACGUGUGCGACGUUGAUUGGGUGAUAACACUUCCUCGCAAUAACAAAAGCCUGUUCAUCCGCGCCCAUGGGUAUCUCUCGGGAGAGAGUAGCCGCGUAGUGAGAGGGAUGGGAGGUAAAAUGGGACGAACCCCUGAGUGGCGAUUGUUUUGACGUCUCUCGAUGAGAGUUAGUGAGAACCCCUUACCAGGGAUGUAGUCGAUUUAGAAAAAGUGUCGGAGACACAUUAUUUUUAUGUACAAGUAACAAACGGUUACAUUACCUCAUCAUCCCUUCUCAAAAUGAAUGAAGUAUCAUUCAUUUUGUAAUUGGGGAUAUGAAUGCAACAGUCCUUUAAAUCAAUUCUCAUUUUAAUGAAACAAAAUGAAAAUUUUACUUUCGGUUCGAUAUAAUCACGAUCAGUCUACUUCUCAAUCAGCAUAUGAUAGGAACAGAAUCGUGUAACUCAGUAGGACUCACUUAUUGACGGUCACUCAUGACAUCAGUCGAACAGUGAACAAGAUUAUAAGAAGAAUCAAUAUUUCAAAUGUAAACAUUGGAGUAGAAGCUGAUGGUUUUUCGAAACAGUUUUUGGUUGAUUUUCACGCUAAACCUGCAGGAGGAAAAAUCCGGAAGUGCCUCAACUAGUGACGAAUUGACAGGAGCAUCUUUUACAAUGAUGGAAUUUCACAACUCAUCCGAACGACGUCGUAAAUUAAGCGAUGGAUGGACGUUGCUGAGCCUUUUCCAGUCUUCACAUACCAGGGCCUGCAGUGCCAAGGACGGAAGGGAAUCAGCCCCGGAGAUCGGUUCUGGUAAGUUUUAUGUAUCGUCGAAGUUGGUCAACAGUUACUUUGUUGUGUUUUCUUUUUUUUUCUUUUCUUUUCAGGUGCUGGGCUUCAAAUCAGUCGCGGAAAAAACACCAAUGGGUUUUCCGGAGGAGUCAGCCAACUCGUACGAGUUUGUACCAACUCUUGCGAGCACCGUACAGGGAAGGUACACUGGACCUAGCUUGGCGUUAUACCUGUUGGCGAAAGAGGACUGGCGAAAAUUCCGCUUGUAAACCUGCUGGCCGAUUUCGUACACUGGAGAAGAAGUUUUUGAACGUAAGUUGUAGUUUUUACUAUUUUUCUCGUAGUUUUUCCUUAUAUUGGUUUUUACUAAG